GAGUACGUGCGCGUACUCGUAUUCUUUGUGUGGCAGCAUAGAGAAGCGCCAAAAGAGUGACCAUGGCUGAUGAAAAACCAAAGGAAGCAGUCAAGACAGAAAACAAUGAACACAUAAACCUGAAGGUAGCAGGUCAGGAUGGGUCUGUAGUGCAGUUUAAGAUCAAAAGACACACGCCACUCAUCAAACUCAUGAAGGCCUACUGCGAGAGACAGGGAUUGUCAAUGAGGCAAAUCAGGUUCAGAUUUGAUGGCCAGCCGAUAAAUGAGACAGACACACCAGCACAGUUGGAAAUGGAAGAUGAAGACACAAUCGAUGUAUUUCAACAACAGACGGGAGGCCUGAUGUAACCAACCACAUCUGGCACAUUUUCCCUCCUCAACACAACCACCCUUCCCGGCCUGGGUUCAGCAGCGACUUCUUCUUUGCAACGUGUCAACGAAUUCCACUAGUUUUAUUUCUCUGCCCCACAUAACUGCUGUACAGUAUGUUCAUUCUUGCUCCUGUUACUUCUGUUUUUGUACAUAAACCACACCCAGAUCACCCUGAGUUCCGGUUUUGUAAUAUUAAUGAUGUUUCUACACUUGCAGACCGAUAGAUCUAUUAAUAGAGGGAGGAUUAGGUAAGCUGACUUUACUGGUUGUUGGGCUAGGUUCGCUCAGUUUGCUCUUGUUCUGUUUGAGGACUGGCCAUCACAUAAUGAACAGUAUAACUGAGUUCAGGAAUUGGGCUGGGUUUUUCUUUUGUUUCUGUCCACUUCAGAAAAAAAAGAUUUGAUUUUAUACAUUUUUAUAUAGUAGCUGAUGUGUAGAGAAAUGUUUUGGUGAUCAUUUGACUAGGCCAUGCUUCAAGUUUUGGAAAGCCUGAAGAGAUGUUUCGGUUAAAUAAACAUCUGUCUUGUCUAUUAAGAUGCUGGUUAAAAUAAAUCUAUUGUCUUUUUUUUUCCCAA
Molecule: messenger RNA, 949 nt
Organism: Solea senegalensis (Senegalese sole)
Lineage: Eukaryota; Metazoa; Chordata; Actinopteri; Pleuronectiformes; Soleidae
Product: small ubiquitin-related modifier 2-like
Exons: 4
Coding region: 63-350 (95 amino acids)
Biological process (GO): protein sumoylation
Cellular component (GO): nucleus
Molecular function (GO): ubiquitin-like protein ligase binding; protein tag activity
Source: RefSeq, a predicted model, not a curated record